AUGCUAUGUCGGAAGCGAGUGUGGCCUGGCUGGUUCUUCUUGUUCGUCAUGUUCGCCGGGUCCAUCUUUGGCAUCACGUGGUUCUCCAUCAAGCUGUACAAAUCCGCCCAAAAGCAGCAAGAAAAGUCCGAGUUCAUCCUGAACCGCACGCCGCCCCCCAUCACUCCCCCCAAGAGUACGUGA
Molecule: messenger RNA, 183 nt
Organism: Aphanomyces invadans
Lineage: Eukaryota; Oomycota; Saprolegniomycetes; Saprolegniales; Verrucalvaceae
Exons: 1
Coding region: 1-183 (60 amino acids)
Source: RefSeq, a predicted model, not a curated record